Beauveria bassiana ARSEF 2860 is the source of this 1308-nucleotide messenger RNA. Its product is annotated as serine/threonine-protein kinase ark1. Lineage: Eukaryota; Fungi; Ascomycota; Sordariomycetes; Hypocreales; Cordycipitaceae. The coding region runs from base 1 to 1308 and encodes 435 amino acids. The record is from RefSeq and is a predicted model, not a curated record. Gene Ontology annotation, biological process: regulation of cytokinesis; mitotic spindle organization; protein phosphorylation. Gene Ontology annotation, cellular component: chromosome passenger complex; spindle pole centrosome; spindle microtubule. Gene Ontology annotation, molecular function: protein kinase activity; ATP binding. The transcript is spliced from 3 exons.
AUGGCAGCGACUCGCACUUUGGAGGCUCGCUUUGAGCGCAUGUCAGUGAUGGAUGAGAAUGAAUCUGGAUACUCCAAGACAAAGGUUACGCCGACUACGACACAGGUGCCCCACGGGAAUAGUCGGACAAACCUGUUCAAGGUCGCCUUGCAAUCGCACGCGGCCAGUAAUCCCGUCUCUGCAUCUGUGACUCUGCCAUCACAGGCCGUCAACCGCAAGCUCGUGCAUCAGCAGCAGCACCAUGCCAGUCCUCAAUCGCCUCCCGCUCCGACCCGAAAAGCGCUUCCGUCGUCGUCAUCCGUCCGCAGCUCGGAAGAGUCAGCGGCGGGCACAGCCGAAGACAAGGCGGCCGCGAUGCUCAUCGCUCACCAGCCCAUGCAGCCGAAACAGUUCCACCUCGGCAUGUUUGAGAUUGGCAGGCCGCUGGGUAAGGGCAAGUUUGGGCGCGUAUACCUGGGCCGCGAGCGGACGAGCGGCUUCAUCUGCGCCCUCAAGGUGCUGCACAAGAACGAGCUGCGCAAUGGCGGGGUAGAGCGGCAGGUGCGUCGCGAGAUUGAGAUUCAGAGCAACCUGCGGCACCCCAACGUGCUGCAAAUGUACGGCCACUUCCACGACAGCAAGCGCGUGUUCCUGAUCCUCGAGUUUGCCGGCAAGGGUGAGCUGUACAAGCACCUGCGCAAGGAGAACCGCUUCGCCGAGUGGAAGGCGGCACAGUAUAUUGCGCAGAUGACCUCGGCGCUGCGCUACCUGCAUCGCAAGCACGUCAUCCACAGGGACAUCAAGCCCGAGAACAUCCUCGUGGGCAUCCACGGCGAGCUCAAGAUUUCGGAUUUUGGCUGGAGCGUGCAUGCGCCCAACAACCGCCGCAAGACCAUGUGCGGCACCCUUGACUACCUGCCGCCCGAGAUGCUGCGCCCCGGCGGGUCGGACAACUUUUACAAUGAAAAGGUUGAUCUCUGGAGCCUCGGCGUCUUGACAUACGAGUUUCUCGUCGGCGAGGCGCCAUUCGAAGAUACACAAGUCAUGACACAAAGGAGAAUUGCCAGGGCAGACAUGUCGGUGCCGUCGUUUGUGAGCCCAGAGGCUGCAGACUUGAUCAAAAAGAUCAACCUGGGCGCAGCACAACCAGACCCAGACCACAAAAUCUCCAGUCUUUACAGCCCAGAAACUAAUGGCGAUCUUCUGCAGCUCCUCGUUCUAGACCCAGAGAAGCGUAUUCCGCUCGACCAGAUUCCGCUGCACCCUUGGAUAGUGAAACACUGCGUCAAAGGCGAGCGGGUUGCGAAAAGAGAAAAGUCGUAUAAGUAA